Molecule: messenger RNA, 1344 nt
Organism: Ostrea edulis (European flat oyster)
Lineage: Eukaryota; Metazoa; Mollusca; Bivalvia; Ostreida; Ostreidae
Product: regulator of microtubule dynamics protein 1-like
Exons: 9
Coding region: 304-1146 (280 amino acids)
Cellular component (GO): spindle microtubule; mitotic spindle pole; cytoplasm
Molecular function (GO): microtubule binding
Source: RefSeq, a predicted model, not a curated record
AAACAGGCGUUUUGAUGUCUUUACAGUCUGAUUAAAACCACCCCCUCCUCCUUACACUCGUCAGUGACGAGUAAUGGUGGUCAGUGACGAGUAAUGGUGGUCAGUGACGAGUGUAAGGAGGAGGGGGUGGUUUUAAUCAGACUGGUGUCUUUAUUGAAAAUAAUGGCAAACUCCGUGCAAUGCUGAAUAAGUGUGACACAUACUCAACAUGACGCUAAUUGUCUAGAAGCUAUAAAAUUGACAACACAGUCAAGAAAUUGCGUAUCAAAGUUGCUGCGUAAGAGGGAAGCAGUCUGAAAUCCAAUGCACAUUGUAUUUUUCAGAAACCUAAGAAAGUCAAACAGGCUGUGUUAUUUGUACUGUUUUCCAGCUCCAUUUGUGACAGUUCAUGCUUUUAGCUUUAGAAAACCAACAGAGCAGAAAGAUGAGGAAAAACCUGAUGAAUUUAAAGCUGUGAUAGAAACUGCUGAUAAAUUAUAUAUGGCACACAAAAUCCAGGAUUUGUAUGACUACCUCAUUCAAUUCAAGGACUGUGAAAAUGAUGAGGUACUGUGGCGACUGGCACGGGCAGCCACUGACAAGGGCAAGGCCAGUACUGACCAGGAAGUAAAGCGAUCCUGUAUGUAUGAGGCUUUUGAAUAUGCCAAGGAGGCACUGCAGCGCAAUGAGAAUAAUUUCGCUUGUCACAAGUGGUAUGCGAUUUUGCUGGAUUACACUGGAGAAUAUGAGGGAACAAAAGCCAGGAUUUCUAAUUCUUUCUCAGUCAAGAAGCAUUUUUUGAGAGCCAUUGAAUUAAAUCCAAAAGAUGCUACAUCCAUACAUUCCAUUGGUUACUGGUGCUUUGUGUUUGCAGACAUGCCAUGGUACACACAUAAACUGGCGGCUGCUCUGUUUGCCACCCCUCCUAGCUCCACAUAUUCUGAGGCACUGCACUAUUUUCAGCUAGCAGAGGAAGUGAAUCCAAACUUCUACAGUAUGAAUUUACUGAUGAUUGGUAAAACCCAUCUAAGGAUGAAAAAUUAUGUGGAAGCAAAAACUUACCUACUCAAAGCCCGGGAUUAUCCUGUCCUUAAACCAGAUGACAAGAAGGCUCAUGAGGAGGCUAUUCAGCUGCUGAAAAGCAUGGGUUUUAAGGACAAACAAUAAGUUGUAUGGUAAUUUUUAAAACUUGGAAAAAUACUCAUCAAAACAAUUACACCAGUUCCAGGAUCUACCAGUAUGACAUGUUUGUUUUGAGUGUUUUAACUUGGCUGCUGACUAUCAAGAAGGGGGCCAUUCAUUGUGAUAUUUCUAGUUUAUGUGCAAGUUGUGAUGUACAAAUUUUAAUAAAGAUGAUGAAACCAA